Kazachstania africana CBS 2517 is the source of this 828-nucleotide messenger RNA. RefSeq names its product holocytochrome c synthase CYC3 (gene CYC3). Gene Ontology annotation, cellular component: mitochondrion. Bases 1 to 828 code for a protein of 275 amino acids. The transcript has a single exon. NCBI's taxonomy places the organism in Eukaryota, Fungi, Ascomycota, Saccharomycetes, Saccharomycetales, Saccharomycetaceae. Gene Ontology annotation, molecular function: holocytochrome-c synthase activity. Gene Ontology annotation, biological process: cytochrome c-heme linkage. The record is from RefSeq and is a predicted model, not a curated record.
AUGGGAUGGUUUUGGGCUCCACUAAGGCAGACAGCAGAAGAAUCUGCAAUUGGCACUACUUCUACAUUUACUCAGGAUGAAUUGACAUGUCCCGUUAUGCAUACCUCCUCGUCUCGUUCAAAAGACCAAAUUAAUUUACUUAACUAUAUGCCUCACGAUUUAACCAAGGUACAUGAAGGCCAGAAACUAGAUUUGACCACACAGAGGACUAUAUCAAGCAUUCCGAAAGGCAGUGAGAAGGGUAAAUGGGAAUAUCCAUCUGCUCAACAAAUGUAUAAUGCAAUGAUGCGUAAGGGAAAAAUUAACGGUAAUGAAGGUGAUGAGGAUACUAUUGAAUCAAUGGUUCAAAUACACAAUUUUUUAAAUGAAAGUUGUUGGCAAGAAAUAUUACGAUGGGAGAACAGAUACGUUCAAAGGACGAAUGUGCAACCGAAAUUGUUGAAAUUUAUGGGUAAACCAGAUAAUUUGAGUCCUCGUGCACGCAUGCACUACUAUUUAAGUUAUAUUUUCCCAAAUACAUUUGCAAGAGAAUUACCCUUCGACAGACAUGAUUGGCUUGUGCUAAGGGGCGAUCCCAAGUCGAGAGAUACUGAUAAUCCUGGGUAUAGGAAAGUUAGAUACGUUUUGGAUUUCUAUGGUGGUCCAGAUGAUGAGAAUGGGUUCCCAACUUUUAGUGUCGACGUAAGACCUGCUUUAGACAAUUUCGUUAACGCCAAGGAUAGGAUGGAUGCAUUUACAUUGUCAAUGUUACAAAAAUAUGUCCAUUCUUCAAAAAUGUUGAAAGAUGGGAGUGUAAAAAGUAACGAUAAUAACCAAAGCAAUAACUGA